CGUGGGCGGCUGUACCACGUGACCCAGGUAAUUGGCACGGCGCGCGCGCUCCCCUUCCGCGCAGCCCCCUGACCUGCAGCCUCCGGACCUCGCCGCAGCGCGGACUCCGCCCGAAUGAGUCAGCUGAGGCUGCUGCCAUCCCGUCUUGGGGCACAGGCCGCGAGGCUCCUGGCUGCACACGAUGUCCCGGUGUUUGGCUGGCGCAGCAGGUCCUCUGGGCCACCAGCCGCCUUCCCAAGCAGCAAAGGUGGAGGUGGCUCCAGUUACAUGGAGGAGAUGUACUUCGCCUGGCUGGAAAACCCCCAGAGUGUCCACAAGUCCUGGGACAGCUUCUUCCGGAAAGCCAGCGAAGAAGCCUCUUCUGGCUCUGCUCAGCCACAGCCCACUUCUGCUCCCACCCGUGAGAGCAGGUCUGUAGUCUCAAGCCGGACCAAGACCAGCAAGUUGGUGGAGGACCACCUGGCCGUGCAGUCCCUGAUCCGGGCCUACCAGAUCCGGGGUCACCACGUGGCCCAGCUGGACCCCCUGGGCAUUCUGGAUGCAGACCUGGACUCCUUUGUGCCCUCAGACUUGAUCACAACCAUUGAUAAACUGGCCUUCUAUGACCUGCAGGAGACUGACCUCGACAAGGAGUUCCAGCUGCCCAUGACCACCUUCAUCGGGGGAUCUGAAAACACUCUCUCUCUGCGGGAGAUCAUUCGGCGCCUGGAGAACACCUACUGCCAGCACAUUGGCCUGGAGUUCAUGUUCAUCAAUGAUGUGGAGCAGUGUCAGUGGAUCCGGCAGAAGUUUGAGACCCCUGGUGUGAUGCAGUUCUCCAGCGAGGAGAAGCGGACGCUGCUGGCCCGGCUGGUGCGCUCCAUGAGAUUUGAAGACUUCCUGGCCCGGAAGUGGUCCUCAGAGAAGCGAUUUGGCCUGGAGGGCUGUGAAGUGAUGAUUCCUGCCCUCAAGACCGUCAUCGACAAAUCCAGCGAAAUGGGAAUCGAGAAUGUCAUCUUGGGGAUGCCACACAGGGGCAGGCUGAACGUGCUGGCCAACGUGAUCCGCAAGGACCUGGAGCAGAUCUUCUGCCAGUUUGACCCCAAGCUGGAGGCGGCGGACGAGGGCUCCGGGGAUGUCAAGUACCACCUGGGCAUGUACCAUGAGAGGAUCAACCGUGUCACCAACAGGAACAUCACUCUGUCACUGGUUGCCAACCCCUCCCACCUGGAGGCAGUGGACCCUGUGGUGCAGGGGAAGACAAAAGCAGAGCAGUUCUACCGUGGAGACGCCCAGGGCAAGAAGGUCAUGUCCAUCCUGGUUCACGGGGAUGCAGCCUUUGCCGGCCAGGGCGUGGUGUAUGAGACCUUCCAUCUGAGUGACCUGCCCUCCUAUACGACCAACGGCACCGUGCACAUCGUCGUCAAUAACCAGAUUGGCUUCACCACGGACCCCCGGAUGGCCCGCUCCUCACCAUACCCCACUGACGUGGCCCGGGUGGUCAAUGCACCCAUCUUCCAUGUGAAUGCCGAUGACCCAGAGGCUGUGAUGUACGUGUGCAGCGUGGCUGCCGAGUGGAGAAACACCUUCAACAAAGACGUUGUUGUGGACCUGGUCUGUUACCGCCGGCGUGGCCACAACGAGAUGGAUGAGCCCAUGUUCACCCAGCCACUCAUGUACAAGCAGAUCCACAGACAGGUGCCUGUGCUGAAGAAGUAUGCAGACAAGCUUAUUGCUGAGGGCACGGUCACCCUGCAGGAGUUUGAGGAAGAAAUUGCCAAAUAUGACCGGAUCUGUGAGGAAGCUUAUGGCAGGUCCAAAGAUAAAAAGAUCCUGCAUAUAAAGCACUGGCUGGACUCCCCCUGGCCCGGCUUCUUCAACGUAGAUGGAGAGCCCAAGAGCAUGACGUGCCCAGCCACAGGCAUCUCUGAGGACGUGCUCACCCACAUCGGCAGCGUGGCCAGCUCUGUGCCCCUGGAGGGCUUUAAGAUACACACUGGCCUCUCUCGCAUUCUGCGGGGCCGGGCGGACAUGAUCAAGAACCGGACAGUGGACUGGGCGUUGGCAGAGUACAUGGCCUUUGGCUCUCUGCUGAAGGAGGGUAUCCACGUGCGGCUCAGUGGGCAGGAUGUGGAGAGGGGCACAUUCAGUCACCGGCACCACGUUCUCCAUGACCAGGAGGUUGACCGCAGGACGUGCGUGCCUAUGAAUCAUCUCUGGCCCGACCAGGCCCCGUACACUGUGUGCAACAGCUCCCUCUCGGAGUACGGAGUCCUGGGCUUUGAGCUGGGCUAUGCCAUGGCCAGCCCCAAUGCCCUGGUCCUCUGGGAGGCCCAGUUUGGGGACUUCCACAACACAGCCCAGUGCAUCAUCGACCAGUUCAUCAGCACUGGCCAGGCCAAGUGGGUGAGGCAUAACGGCAUUGUGCUGCUGCUGCCCCAUGGCAUGGAAGGCAUGGGCCCGGAGCAUUCGUCAGCGAGGCCUGAGAGGUUCCUGCAGAUGAGCAAUGACGACUCAGAUGCCUACCCUGCAUUCACCAAGGACUUCGAGGUGAGCCAGCUCUAUGACUGCAACUGGAUCGUGGUCAACUGCUCCACGCCGGCCAACUACUUCCACGUGCUGCGCCGGCAGAUCCUGCUGCCCUUCCGCAAGCCGCUGAUUAUCUUCACACCUAAAUCUCUGCUGAGGCACCCAGAGGCCAAGUCCAGCUUUGACCAAAUGGUAUCCGGAACCAGCUUCCAGCGGGUGAUUCCUGAAGAUGGGGUGGCAGCGCAGGCCCCUGAGCAGGUACGGCGGCUCAUCUUCUGCACGGGAAAGGUGUACUACGACCUGGUGAAGGAGCGGAGCAGCCAGGGUCUGGAGGAGAAGGUGGCCAUCACGCGCCUGGAGCAGAUCUCUCCGUUCCCCUUCGACCUGAUCAAGCAGGAGGCAGAGAAGUACCCACGUGCGGAGCUGGCCUGGUGUCAGGAGGAGCACAAGAACAUGGGCUACUAUGACUACAUCAGCCCACGCUUCACGACCACCCUGAGGCGCACGCGGCCCAUAUGGUAUGUCGGCCGGGACCCAGCGGCUGCACCAGCCACAGGAAACAGGAACACUCACCUGGUGUCACUGAAGAAGUUUCUGGAUACUGCCUUCAAUCUCCAGGCCUUUGAGGGCAAGACAUUUUAGAGCUGGGCAAGAGCUGUGUGGGUCUUACUGUGGGGUUGUCUGGGGACCAAGGGGGUGAUGAAGAGGGGCUGCGGGGUCCCCAGGUGAAACGGACUCAGUGACAGGGCCAGAGAGCCUGCACUGCUGGCUUUGGUGUCAUGCCUGGGUCUGAGGGAGCAGAGGAGUCCUAUAGGCAGGCUGCUGUGCUGGAGCACCCCCCAGCUGUUCCCACCUUGCUGGAAUUUCUUGUGCGGCUUCGCCACCUGUGUCUCAAGACAGACACCCGGGAGGCUGUGUCUGCGGCCACUCCCAUCCUGGCAGCCCUAGCUGCCUUCUUCUUGCUCUCGCUCAUUUGUAGAUUCAAAGCGAUGUUCUCUUCUGUGCUCUUAGAAGUAGGGAGUUCAGCAGUAGCAGCCAGGUGACACGAACCUGCUGGGUAACGUGUUUGCGCUCUGUUUUAUGGGGCAUUCCUGCGAGAUGUGUCAGCUUCUGUGUGAAAUACAGCCACAGCUUAUGUGUACCAAAGUAGAAAACCAAAUGACAGAGAAAUAAAAAGAUGCUUCAGAGA
Saimiri boliviensis boliviensis (Bolivian squirrel monkey) is the source of this 3697-nucleotide messenger RNA. RefSeq names its product oxoglutarate dehydrogenase L (gene OGDHL). Gene Ontology annotation, molecular function: thiamine pyrophosphate binding; oxoglutarate dehydrogenase (succinyl-transferring) activity. Gene Ontology annotation, biological process: tricarboxylic acid cycle. Lineage: Eukaryota; Metazoa; Chordata; Mammalia; Primates; Cebidae. The record is from RefSeq and is a predicted model, not a curated record. Gene Ontology annotation, cellular component: oxoglutarate dehydrogenase complex; mitochondrion.